AGAAGCUGGGCAGUUGGCAGAUACACCCGGCCGGAGACGCCAUUGCAGUUUGUGAAAGCGUAAGCUGACGGGCGAGAGUCGGGUUGUCCUUGCGGCAGCGUUUAAACGGUCUUUCGGUGUACGUUUUUUUUUUUUUUCCUUUCUUUCUCUGCUUCUCGCAAGCAGCCAUGGCGUGUGGAGCCACGUUAAAACGUUCGAUGGAGUUUGAGGCCCUGCUCAGCCCCCAGUCCCCGAAGCGGAGGAGAUGCAACCCGCUACCGGGGACGCCGGCCACCCCGUCUCCGCAAAGAUGCAACCUCAGAGCGGCCACGGACAGCCCGCAGCACUCGGCCCAGCAGCAAUCCAUGGGUGGAGAACAUAGACUUACACCAGAACAGAUAUUUCAGAACAUCAAGCAGGAGUAUAGCCGCUAUCAGAGGAGAAGGCAGUUGGAGAUCUCUUUCAAUCAGAGUGAAGCCGGCUGUAGCUCCAGUGAUGGCCAGGCUCCAAGCACAGCGAUAGCAGCACCCAGCUCCCCACCAGGUGCAUCCUCAGUAAAGAAGGACCUGCCUUCAUUCUCGUUACGGCAGGUGGGAUUCCUGUGUGAACGUUUGCUCAAAGACCAUGAAGAGAAGAUCCGUGAAGAAUACGAACAGAUUUUAAACACGAAGCUUGCAGAACAAUAUGAAUCGUUUGUGAAAUUUACACAAGACCAGAUCAUGCGACGAUAUGGGGCAAGGCCAGCAAGCUAUGUCUCUUGAAGAACUUUGAUCAAUAGGUACCAGCUUUCACCUCAACCAGAUGGCUGCUGUACAUUUUUUUUUUUUGUUUCAUUUUGUUUUAUUUUUUUGUUUUUCAGCAAACUAUUUGGUGCCAUGAUUUAUCUGUCUUUUUAAUUCCAUGAAGAUAUAAUUCAAACUGUUGCUGCAGGCCCCUUUUUCACCUCUGUUAAAAAAAGAGAAAAAAAGUAAUUUCCCCAAUGCUACUGUGUUACUAUGCUACUUUUGACUUUACUGUAACCUGCCAAAUCUCAGUCAAAAUGGUUUUGCUGCAGCAGAUAAGAUAACCCUGCCUUUUUGUUUGCAAGCAGCACUGAAUGUGGGAUUUUUCUUUCUUUUUUUUUUUUUUUUUAAAUGUUAAUAAAAAUAAAGUUCUGUGAUGAGG
Polyodon spathula (Mississippi paddlefish) is the source of this 1143-nucleotide messenger RNA. RefSeq names its product akirin 1 (gene akirin1). The transcript is spliced from 5 exons. The record is from RefSeq and is a predicted model, not a curated record. Gene Ontology annotation, molecular function: transcription coregulator activity. Gene Ontology annotation, cellular component: nucleus; chromatin. Lineage: Eukaryota; Metazoa; Chordata; Actinopteri; Acipenseriformes; Polyodontidae. Bases 168 to 740 code for a protein of 190 amino acids. Gene Ontology annotation, biological process: negative regulation of skeletal muscle satellite cell proliferation; positive regulation of transcription by RNA polymerase II; positive regulation of macrophage chemotaxis.